AUGGAUAACAAGCAGGUUGAACAUUGGGAAGUUUUUGAAUGGUUCAGAGUUUCAAGUAAUUUGUAUCAAUUGAUUCUUUUAGUUCUUAUUGAGCUAAAAGAUACUUCAGGGAAAACUCGUUUAAUCAUUGAAGAAGACUUAAGUGUAAUGAAUGAAAUAAAUGAAAUAAAUGACAAAUACAACAAUUUAUUGGCCAAAUACAACGAAUUAUUGGCAAAGAGGAAUGCUGAAAGCACAAAUUCCGGUCACAAAGAUGGGAAAACACUACCGCAAAAAUUUGACAAAGUAAAUGAACAAUUUGAACAUGAGUUCGAGCAAAUGAAUGAACAACUUUUAGAAAAUAAGAAGAUAGAUGCUCAGAUUGUAGAAAUAUUAAAUUUACAAUCUGCACUUGGAGAUGCUAUUAAUGAAUUAACAAAUACGAAGAAAAAAGUUUUUGCUUUACAAGUUGAACUCAAAGAUGUUAAUAAUUAUGCUGAGAAAAAACUUUUAAAUUUACAAGUUGCACUUGGGGAUACUACUAAUGAAUUAACAAGUGCUAAGAAAAAAGUUUUCAAUUUACAAGCUGCACUUGGAGAUGCUACUAAUACAGACAAAAACGGAAAGUUCAGUUGUUUGGAAGCAGCAAUUAUGAAUCACACUGAUUUAAUGAUUAAAUGUACUACUGAACUAUUUCAAACAAGAGAUAUAUAUGAUCACAUUACCAAAAUGACUCGUCAAAAAAUAUAUGAAACACUUGAGUUGUAUGGGUUCAAUUCUGAUCAUCCAUUCAUUAAUUCAAUCAGAAAUAAUAUUAUUGAUGAAAUGAACAAAUAUCGUGAAAUUCUGGACGAAGAAAAAAAAAGAAGAAUGUCACUAGGAACUGGCCCGUUCUGGUAUUAA
Entrophospora sp. SA101 is the source of this 882-nucleotide messenger RNA. The record is from the annotation of a GenBank genome assembly. NCBI's taxonomy places the organism in Eukaryota, Fungi, Glomeromycota, Glomeromycetes, Entrophosporales, Entrophosporaceae.